AUGCCCGCAGGACCUCAGGUGUUCUUCUGCCUCGGGGUUGUGUUGGAGGUUGGCUCGAGGUACUUUAUUCUGGGCGGUUGCACUGUUCUGGAUGCGAGCCUGGCCAAAUUCCCGCUCGGCCACACCCCUCCCCUCCUCCGGCUCAGCAUCUCCGUGUCGCCGUCGUCGCCAGAAUUCUUCGACCCACCUGCCCUCGACGCCCGAACCCUACUUGUCGCGUCCGAGCCGUCUCUUAUCUCUGCGCAAAUCCACUUUCCCACCCCCAAGCUCAAGGCGAGGCAUCCAGGCCGAGAUGGCAUGAGCCUGGGCGCUAUACUGCGCAUCAUGAUGGCCGAACCCAGGUCAUAUCCUAAAGCCACGCCCUCUUCGGCUCGGCGAGGAUCGAUAGGGCUUUUGCUUCCACGUCGCCCCGUAUUCAUGGAAUGGGGCGACUUUCUCUGGUCGCCCAAACGCCAGCAGCCGCUGCAGGUAGCCAAAUAUGUCGGACUCCCCCAAUCUGCUCCCAAGGAUGUCGAUCAAGGUGUACAGUCACCCGACGGGGAAGAUCAAAUGAACGACAACCAGGACCCACAGAGCGGCGGGCUCACCUACGAGUUUGAAGUCAAGGAGCAGGAUAGAUGGUUGCCUAUAGCCAAUGUGGCCCGCAUUAUGAAAAACGCCCUUCCGGAUAACGCCAAGAUUGCAAAGGAAGCCAAAGAGUGCAUGCAAGAGUGCGUGAGCGAGUUCAUCUCUUUCAUCACUAGCGAAGCCUCCGAAAAAUGCCAUCAAGAGAAGCGGAAAACUGUCAACGGCGAGGAUAUCCUCUUCGCCAUGACCUCGCUUGGCUUCGAAAACUAUGCAGAAGCCCUUAAGAUCUACCUUGCCAAGUAUCGAGACUCCAACCGUACCGACAACCAGCAACGGCCUAACAGUCAAGGAUACGGCGCCAGUGGGUCAGGCCAGGGCGGAGCCGGCGCAUACCAAGGCGAGGGUGCUGGUGCUCUCCUCGGUGGCCAGCAAGGCGAAGGUCGUCCGCGGCUGGUGGAGGCGGAAGCAACAGAGCAGGUGAGCGGCCUCGACCGACUCAGGUUAGAAAAACAUACCUGCGCUCGUGAGAAGACUCACGAGGCCAUCAUUAUUGCCAACAAGGAGCAGAAGCAGAAACGAGAGCUCUCUAUCUUAUUCCGUCAGGAUGAGGAGUACCAGACCCUCAAGCAACACUUUUCUCUCGAUACCCGCCGCGCUAGCGACCACCUUGGCACCGAAGACGAUGACGAGCCUCCUAUCAGGCCCCACGAACUGACACAAUACGUCCUCGCCCUCGCUUCCUGUGCGCCGACCCUCAAGGAACGGCCGUUCCGAGAUCUUGUUCAGGCCGUCCUCAAGUGCGCCUGGGUUGGCCGCGACGACAGGUUUGUCCACGCCUACAUUGAAUUCCUGGCUGCUCUUGCCAGCAUCGGGUCUUAUCUUUCGGAGGCUCUUGGGCUCAUCUUCGACUACUUCUCUGAGACAAGGAAGUCUCGGUGGACCGUCCCAGGAUACCCCGAGGUCUCUAAAAGCGUCUGCGAUUUGGCAAAGAAUAAAUACCCCGUGUCCGAUGAUUACAGGCGGACUCAUGUCACAUAUGUCAGGCAUCUGCUCCGAAUCCGACAGUACGCGCCCGACGCCGGAACAAGUCUCUUGAAUCUCAUUGUUGAACAACUCGUCCAUAUCGACGUGAGCAUGCAAGCUGACCUCGACGACUUUGAUGACGACCUCGUGACGGCUGUUCACCGAGCGUUGGCGGAGGCCAAGGCAAAAGCUCUGCAAGACGAGGAUUCUGCCGACGAGAGCGAUGAAAGCGACGACGACGAUGAUGACGAAGAGCAUGAACAGCUGCAACGGAUCAAAACCGUCAAGAACCAUAUCGAAAUCUUGGACGCCGUCAUGGACAUUCUUUUCAAGUUUCACGACCCUUACUUUGCGAAUCCCACCUCAGAAACCGCCACCACUCAGUGCGGCAUCCUACUUUCUCAGUUUACAAACAUUCUUCUCCAAAUGCGCAAGUCCCGGCAUACCCAGUUUCUCCUCUUCCACUUCACUCAGAAAUCAGAUGCGCUUGCCAGCCAAUUCAUCGAUACCUGCGAGAAGGUUGCGUUUAGGAGUGCACCGUCCGUGUUGGGCGACUAUGCAGUCUCCUACUUGGCUAGCUUUCUCGCGCGAGGCGCGCACAUACCAUCUUUCCUCAUUCAGGCUGUCUUCCGUCGCCUACUCCAGACCCUAGACCGCCGGCGAGCCACCUACGAGCAGGCCUGCCAAGGGCCAAACAUUGAAAAGUAUUACUCGUACUACUCUCUAUUCCAAGCCAUACUCUACAUCUUCUGCUUCCGAUGGAAAGAUUUAGUUGUUUCGGCUCCCGAAACCGUUGAUGGCGAUGACCCACUGUCCUACAUUGGCCAGGAUCUGGACUGGGGUCAACAUACUCGGAGAAUCCUCAAGAACAAUGCCCACAGCAAGCUUAACCCCCUCAAAGUUUGCUCCCCUGGCAUAGUCGAGGAAUUCGCGAAGCUCGCGCACAAGCUCAAUCUUGUGUAUGUCUAUCCCAUCCUGGAAAUCAACAAGCGAGUGAGGCUCUCGCAAUACAUCAAGAGCUCCUACAGCACGGGUGGCAGGCUUCGCGAUAUCGGGAACGAGUCUGCCCGGGAUGACCACUCCCUCCAGCUCGAUUCCUUUUUCCCUUUUGAUCCCUACCAGCUCCCUAGCAGCAAGUUGUGGCUCGAGGGCGAUUACCUACCCUGGUCACCCAUUCGCGGCCUCAAUGAAGAUGAAGACGAUGGCUACGACAGUGAUGAUGAAGACGAUGAUCUGGAGAGCGUCGACGCCGAUUUGAUUGAUGACGAAACCGCCACGAGCGAAACUAUGGCCAAGGCGAAGAAGGCCAAGGGCGCAGAUUCCAAGGAAUCGAAAAAGGCUCGAACGGCCGAGAAGAAGCAAAAACAGGCGGCAAAAGGCGAGAAGAAGGCCAAGACAAAGGCCUCUAAGAUUGACGGUGACGAUGCUUCCGAUGUCGACCUUGACGAGAUCCUCAACGAGUAUAAGCGACAGCAAGAGCUAUACCUGAAGGUCACCGAGGCCGUGCAAGACGGACCGCCGAAGCCUCGGGCCCAUGCCACCCUCCUCGCGAACCCGAGCGAUACCAACACUUUGCUAUUAUUUGGCGGCGAAUAUUUCAACGGUACUCGGGCGGACUUCUUCAACGAUCUGCACAUCUACAAUAUCGCAAAGGACGAGUGGCGCUGCAUCACCUCGCCAAACACCCCGCUCCCACGAUCAGGGCAUGCUUGGUGUCGCGCAGGAAAUCCAAACUAUGUUUAUUUGUUCGGCGGCGAAUUCUCUUCGCCGAAGCAGGGCACGUUCCACCACUAUUCCGACUUUUGGAGGCUGGAGCCGGCAAACACUUCCAACCAGACCAAGUACCUAGCGGACCUCUGGAUUUUUGACACGCAACACUUUGUUUGGUACGCGCCUGUCCUGCCUUCGGCGCAGCUCAAGCCCGACGCACGCUCCUCCUUCACCCUCCUUCCUCAUGAGCAGGGCGCGGUGCUCUAUGGUGGCUACUCACGGGUCAAGACAACCGUCGUCGCGAACAAGCAAGCCAAGGGUUCGGCCAAGGGCCAGAGAAAUGUUGUGAAGCCAAUGGUGCACCAAGACUGCUUUUUCCUGCGCAUAUCCCUACCGGAAGAGAACAGCCCAGCCAAGACUCCGCCCCUUGUCCGGUGGGAAAGGCGUAAACGCCCAGCCAACGGCCCUAACCCGGUGCGAGCCGGUGCGACCAUGGCCUUCCACAAAGGCCGAGGAAUCAUGUUUGGAGGAGUGCACGAUGUCGAGAUGAGCGAGGAAGAUAUUGACAGCGAGUUCUUCAACGCCUUGUUCGCCUGGAACGUCGAACGCAACAGAUUCAUGCCGCUGACCCUACGCAAACCCCGAGUGCAGAAGAAGGCGGGCGCUUCUGAGCAGCGCGUAGGUAGAAGGGGGCGCGCCCAGGCCAAUGAAGAGGAGCUGCUCCGACAGUUGGCCGCUCUCGAGACGGGAAAAUCCCUGGAAGACCUUGAUUCGAUAGAAAUCGAAAAGAAUCCGGAAGAGGUGCCGGACGACGGAGGGGCCGCUGCUAAGGAGAUGCCCGUGACCAUGGAGCCCCCUCAUGCUCGGUUCAACGCACAGCUGGCCGUUCAGGACGAUAUCCUCUACAUAUAUGGUGGAACCUUUGAAAAGGGCGAUAGGGAAUUUACUUUUGACGAUCUCUACGCAAUCGACCUAGUCAAGCUCUCCGGAUGCAAGCAAAUAUUCUCCAUCGAGCACGAAGACUGGGUGGAGUCUGAGGACGAAGAUGAUGAUGAAGAUGGUGAAGAAGACGAGGAUGAUGAUGAAGAAGAUGAGGAUGGUGAUGUGGGCAUGGGCGAUGCAAAUGCCAACCCUCUGUUUACGCCUAGCAAGCGUGGUAAGAAACAAAAAGAUGUUGAGGGCGAGGCAACAGCAGAAGCGUCACCAGCCGCUGAGGCGGACUCGGCGGAUUGGGACGAGGCCGAAGGCAGUACCUCGAUUGACGACGGUCUGCCGCAUCCUAGGCCUUUCGAAUCACGACGGGAAUUCUUUGCGCGUACAUCAAACGAGUGGCAGGAAGUGCUCCUGGCGAGUCUUCAAGCAAAGGGUAAGCAGGUAGAAGAGCUCUCGGUCAAGGAGGUCAAGACAAAGGCAUUUGAGCUCUCGGAAGAGAAGUGGUGGGAUUGCCGAGAGGAGAUUACGGCGCUGGAGGAGGAGCAGGAGGCUGCUGGUAUCACAGAGGUUGUGUCUCUUACUGAGCGCGGUGAAGGGGCGGCCACAGAAGAAGUCUCCCAGGAAUCCGUAGUCCCUAGCCCCCAGUUCUCCAGGUUCCAGCCGUCGGUUCUCACGCCACCCUUGCCAGUCUCCAAGGCCAUACUUCCGCGCACGAUGACUCCGAGGACUCUCACCGCCAGCCGCGCUCUCCUCCGCGCAGGCUUCACCGCUCGCGGUUUCCAGACCUCAUCGAGGCUCUCGAACCAGGUUGCCGCAGCCCUUCCUGCCAGCAAGCCUGUCGGCGCGUUUCGCUCUGGAAUUCUCGGCUUCUUUGCAGGCACCACCCUUGCCGGCUUCGGCGCCUACAACUACGUGCGCCAGGAGUUCAAGACUGCCAACGACCUCCUCCUCGAGGACCUUUACGUGCGUUUCGCCAUAUAA
Molecule: messenger RNA, 5214 nt
Organism: Parascedosporium putredinis
Lineage: Eukaryota; Fungi; Ascomycota; Sordariomycetes; Microascales; Microascaceae
Source: the annotation of a GenBank genome assembly